CUUACUUUUCACCUCCAUUCCAUGCGAUCACUGUAUGGAUUGAGUAGGCUUUUGUCGGCAGACUUACGGCAGCAGCAAUGUAUUCGACAUUAUAUACAGAAACGUUGGCAAAGUAAAACAACCGAGAAACUCAAAUCUGCAGAUCCAACCAAAGAAAUAGACUUAACCGAUAUCCCUGCCGAAAGAAUCAGAAACUUCAGUAUUAUUGCGCAUAUUGACCAUGGAAAAAGUACACUUGCUGACAGGCUAUUGGAAUUAACGAAAACGAUUCGUGAUCAGGGUUCAAACAAGCAGGUCUUAGACAAAUUGAAAGUAGAGCGUGAGCGAGGCAUUACAGUAAAGGCGCAGACUGUAUCUAUGUUCUAUACUUAUAAAGGCCAAAAGUAUUUAUUGAAUCUGAUUGAUACACCGGGCCAUGUUGACUUUAGUUAUGAAGUAUCUCGAUCAUUGGCUGCAUGUCAAGGAACUUUGUUACUGGUUGAUGCAUCUCAAGGAAUCCAAGCACAAACAGUAGCCAAUUUUUACCUUGCAUUUGGUCAAGGUUUACAUGUCAUUCCAGUCAUCAACAAGAUAGAUCUACCUGGAGCAAACCCAGACAAAGUUGUAAAGCAAAUCCAUAGCGCAUUUGAGCUGGAUACUGCUGACGUCCUUAAGAUUUCUGCGAAAACUCGAAAAAAUAUAGAGGCGGUGUUACCCAGUGUCAUAGACAAUAUUCCAAGUCCGACGGGAUCCAAGGAUAAGCCUAUGAGGGCGUUGCUGUUUGAUUCUUGGUUUGAUACAUACGUUGGCGUCGUAUGUAUGUUGGCAGUUGUAGAUGGCGUUAUUAAAAAGGGCGACAAAAUUAUGUCUGCGCAUGGAGAAGAAAAAUAUGAAGUUUCUGAAGUUGGCAUCAUGCACCCAGAACAAGUUCCAACAGGUUACCUGCACGCUGGUCAAGUGGGGUACAUCAUCUGCGGAAUGAAAACUGCAUCUGAAGCACAUAUCGGUGAUACUUUUCAUCACUUGAAGAGCAAAGUUGAGCCGCUACCAGGCUUCGAAGCAGCAAAGUCAAUGGUGUUUGCUGGAAUUUUCCCUGUUGAUACCACAGAUUUUCAAAAACUGGAUGAAUCCAUCAAAAAGCUUACAUUGAACGAUGCUAGCGUAUCUGUGCAUAAGGAAACAAGUAAUGCGCUGGGACAAGGAUGGAGAUUGGGUUUCUUGGGAACUUUGCACAUGGAUGUCUUUAGGCAACGUCUCGAAGAAGAAUAUGAGGCGAACGUUAUUGUAACUCAACCGACUGUACCAUAUAAAGUUGUGUUUAGAAAUGGCGAAGAAAAAAUCGUUCGCAACCCUGCAGACUUCCCAAGUGUAGAUGAAGUUUCCACCAAGGUUUUGAAUUUGCAGGAGCCUAUGGUUCUAGCUACAAUGAUUUUUCCAGAGGAAUAUAUGGGGCAAAUGAUGGAUCUUUGCGGAACCCGAAGAGGAGAGCAAACAGAGUACAUGUUUAUGGAUGAGACAAGAGUAUUGAUGAAAUAUCGGCUACCAUUAGCUGAAGUAGUUACCGAUUUCUAUGAUGAGCUGAAAAGUCGAACAUCAGGUUACGCAACAUUCGAUUAUGAAGAAAAUGGAUACGAGAUGAGCGAUUUGGUCAAGAUGACUGUCUUGAUCAAUAGCAAGCCAGUGGAUGCCCUAUCUAUCAUUCUACACAGGGGCCAAGUGCAAGUAGUUGGCCGAGAUUGGGUCAAGCGUCUAAAAGGAUUGAUUCAACGGCAACUAUUUGAGAUUGUUAUUCAAACAGCCAUUGGCCAUAAGAUUGUUGCCCGAGAAACAAUCACCGCCAUGCGGAAGAACGUUACCGCGAAAUGUUACGGUGGAGACAUUACUCGGCGUAUGAAACUCUUGGAAAAACAGAAAGCUGGCAAGAAGAGAAUGAAGAUGAUCGGUAAUGUUGAAAUACCACAAAAGGCUUUCUACGAUUUCAUGGACAAGAAAGCGUAAUUUGAAUUCGGCACUUCAUAAUGGCAACAUACUAUAAUGGGAAUUGUCUUCUCUACUUUAGACGAACUGGACCGGCGUCCAUGCAUCUUUACACUGCAUCUGUAUGUUAUUUUAUCAAUAUUGUACGUAGGCAUCAUAUAGAAAAAUAGAUCAUAAUAGAGGUUAUCCUGUAAUGACUUAGUAUACCUGAUCAAAGUUGACAGUGUGUGAACACCAGCGUAAUUGCAAAUUGCCCG
Molecule: messenger RNA, 2213 nt
Organism: Umbelopsis ramanniana AG
Lineage: Eukaryota; Fungi; Mucoromycota; Umbelopsidomycetes; Umbelopsidales; Umbelopsidaceae
Exons: 21
Coding region: 22-1977 (651 amino acids)
Biological process (GO): positive regulation of translation
Cellular component (GO): mitochondrion
Molecular function (GO): mitochondrial ribosome binding; GTP binding; GTPase activity
Source: RefSeq, a predicted model, not a curated record